CCCACCCCCUUCCCGGUGCCUGUAGACGCGGCUGUAGCUGCUGCUGCCUGCGGAGCUGAUCUGCGUCUGUGGACGGCUCCCCUCUGGCGCUCUUGGGUUUCUCCUGUUUCCUUCACUGAGAAUGAGUCCCUGCGCUGCUGUGUGUCGACCCCGCGGAGACCACCGGCGCAGUUUCAUCUAGCGACUGGUCAUCCUUGCAAUUAUGGAUUUUUAAACAGAUCAGACAGUGUGGAGGGGGAGUCCCCUCCUCACUCCCCCUUGGUGCUCGACUCCAGGAAUAAUUUAUAGACUGUGGAAUUUUUAAAUGAAGAACUUAUAUUUGAUAUGAACUUUAUAGAGCUAUUUAUAAUUUUUUGAUUUAAGUGCCAAAAAAUUGUACAAAGAUAUAUAGUUUUGUAUUAAUGCUGUGAGGAUUUACAUUAUUAUCCAAAAAGGGCCAUUUAUUCUCUGAUUCUUCCUAGAUAGCACUUUGUGUCCUGGCUUCUUCAUUUUUUGAAAUUAGUCUUAACUGGCUAUUCUGAAGAAGUCAGCAGUAUAAAAGUGAUUAGGAUGAAUUCUUCCAUCCCUGACUGCACAUCAAAGUGUCAGUCACUGAAACAUGCUUUGGAUGUCAUUUCUGUGGUAACAAAGGGGAGUGAAAACCAGAUUAAAGCUUUUCUCUCUAGUCAUUGUUACAAUGCUGCAACUAUCAAAGAUGCCUUUGGAAGGAAUGCCCUCCACCUGGUUUCCUCCUGUGGAAAGAAAGGAGUGUUAGAUUGGCUGAUCGAGAAAGGAGUGGAUCCAUUAGUGAAAGACAAGGAGUCGGGCUGGACAGCAUUGCACAGAAGCAUUUUUUAUGGACAUAUUGAUUGUGUUUGGUCUCUAUUAAAGCAUGGUGUUAGUCUGUAUAUUCAAGAUAAAGAAGGCUUGUCAGCUUUGGAUCUUGUAAUGAAGGAUAGACCAACUCAUGUAGUAUUCAAGAAUACUGAUCCCACAGAUGUCUAUACUUGGGGUGACAAUACAAAUUUUACUCUGGGGCAUGGAAGCCAGAAUAGCAAGCAUCAUCCUGAGCUGGUGGAUCUUUUCUCCAGGAGUGGUGUUUACAUCAAGCAGGUGGUGCUUUGUAAAUUUCACUCAGUCUUUCUGUCCCAGAAAGGGCAAGUUUAUACCUGUGGUCAUGGCCCUGGAGGACGUUUAGGACAUGGAGAUGAACAGACAUGCUUGGUCCCCAGACUUGUGGAAGGACUGAGUGGUCAUAAUUGUUCCCAAGUGGCAGCUGCUAAGGAUCAUACUGUUGUAUUAACUGAAGAUGGAUGUGUUUAUACAUUUGGUCUAAAUAUUUUUCAUCAAUUGGGAAUUAUUCCUCCACCUGCCAGUUGUAAUGUCCCCAGACAGAUGCAGGCAAAAUAUCUGAAAGGAAGGACAAUCAUUGGGGUAGCAGCAGGCAGGUUUCACACAGUGCUCUGGACACGAGAAGCUGUUUACACUAUGGGACUCAAUGGUGGACAACUAGGGUAUUUGCUAGAUCCCAAUGGAGAAAAGUGUGUAACUGUUCCUCGUCAAGUUUCUGCUCUUCAUCAUAAGGACAUUAGUGUGUCUUUGGUUGCUGCAAGUGAUGGGGCCACUGUCUGUGUUACCACCAGGGGAGAUAUUUAUUUACUUGCAGACUACCAGUGCAAGAAAAUGGCAUCUAAACAACUGAACUUGAAAAAGAUUCUUGUAUCUGGGGGUCGUAUGGAAUACAAGGUUGAUCCUGAACAUUUGAAAGAAAAUGGGGGUCAGAAAAUUUGCAUUCUUGCAAUGGAUGGAGCUGGAAGGGUGUUCUGCUGGAGAUCAGUUAGCAGUUCUCUGAAGCAGUGUCGAUGGGCCUAUCCACGCCAAGUCUUCAUUUCUGAUAUUGCUUUAAAUAGAAAUGAAAUUCUGUUUGUCACACAGGAAGGGGAAGGAUUUAAAGGGAAAUGGUUUGAAGAAAAACGAAAGAGUUCUGAAAAGAAAGCAGAGAUUUUAUCAAACCUUCAUAAUUCCUCAUCAGAUGUGUCUUGUGUCUCUGAUAUAAAUAGUGUGUAUGAAAGAAUUCGACUUGAGAAACUCACUUUUGCCCAUAGAGCUGUUAGUGUCAGCACAGAUCCAAGUGGAUGUAAUUUUGCAAUCCUGCAGUCAGAUCCUAAAACAAGCCUUUAUGAAAUUCCAGCUGUGUCCUCAUCAUCCUUUUUUGAAGAGUUUGGCAAACUGUUGAGGGAAACAGAUGAAAUGGACAAUAUCCAUGAUGUGACAUUUCAAGUUGGCAAUAGAAUCUUCCCUGCACAUAAAUAUAUUUUGGCAGUCCGUUCUGACUUUUUCCAGAAAUUGUUUCUUUCAGAUGGUACUACAUUAGAAUUUACAGAUAUUUACCGAAAAGAUGAAGAUUCCGCAGGAUGCCAUCUUUUUGUGGUAGAGAAGGUUCAUCCUGACUUGUUUGAAUACCUUUUACAGUUUGUGUACACAGAUACUUGUGACUUUUUAACUCAUGGCUUCAAACCAAGAAUACACUUAAACAAAAAACCAGAAGAGUAUCAGAGUACUCUGAAUUCUCAUAUGAAUAAAAUGAAUUGUCAUGAAGAUGAUAAUCAGAACUCAACAUUAGAAAUGUUUGAAAAUCAAGCUCAUACAGUUGGUGAAAGACAGAAAAGCAAACAAAAAUCUUCUAGGAAAGGAAAAGGUGCUGGCGAAGAUGAUCCUGUAAGAAUGUUGCAAAAUGUUGCAAAGAAGUUUGGCUUCAGUAAUUUGAGUAGUAGGUUAGAUGGAGUCAGAUUUGAAAAUGAGAAAGUUAAUGUGAUUGCCAAGAAAACUGGUAACAAACUGAAGCUAAGUCAGAAAAAAUGUUCAUUUCUGUGUGAUGUGACCAUGAAAUCAGUGGAUGGAAAGGAAUUUCCUUGUCAUAAGUGUGUUCUUUGUGCUAGACUUGAAUAUUUUCAUAGCAUGCUGAGUAGCUCAUGGAUUGAGGCUUCCAGUUGUGCAGCUCUGGAAAUGCCAAUACAUUCUGACAUACUGAAAGUUAUUUUGGACUACCUCUAUACUGAUGAAGCAGUGGUGGUUAAAGAAUCUCAAAAUGUGGAUUUUAUUUGUCGUGUUCUUGUGGUAGCUGAUCAGCUUCUCAUAACUCGAUUGAAAGAAAUUUGUGAAGUGGCAUUAACUGAGAAACUUACCCUUAAAAAUGCUGCUAUGCUACUGGAAUUUGCAGCAAUGUAUAAUGCUGAACAAUUGAAGCUAUCUUGUUUACAGUUUAUAGGAUUGAAUAUGGCAGCUUUACUUGAAGCAAGGUCUCUUGAUGUUUUAAGUGAGGAUGUCUUAAAGGAUCUUUCUGUGUUCUACCGAAAAAUGAUUCCAGCAAUGGAUAGAAGAAUCAUUACACCAUAUCAAGAUGGCCCAGAUAUUAGCUGUUUGGAAGUAGAAGAUGGAGAUAUUUUUUUGAAAGAAGAAAUGAAUGUGGAACAAAAUUAUUCGGAAACUAUGUUCAAGAAGGCAAAAACAAAAGCUAAAAAGAAGCCACGUAAGCGUUCAGAUAGCUCUGGAGGUUAUAACCUUUCAGAUAUUAUUCAGAGUCCACCUGCUACAGGAUUGUUAAAAGCUGGUAAGACCAGUUCUGUGGACUCCCUUCCAGAACUAUUGACGUCAGACUCUGAAGGAAGCUACGUAGGACUGGGUAGUCCUAGAGAUUUACAGUCCCCUGAUUUUACAACAGGAUUUCAUUCGGAUAAAAUUGAGGGGAAAGUUAAACCAUAUGUUAAUGGUAUACCUGCUACUCAUUUUAGGGAAAAUCUUAAACCAGGGGAAAAGUCACCAGGACUUAAAAUAUCUGCCCCACAGCCCAUUCCCAGUUACAGAAUUGAUAAUACAAGCUCUUCCAGUUGGGUUACUGGCUCUUUCAGUCCUGUCAGCCCUCCUGUCGUGGAUCUCAGAACCAUCAUGGAAAUAGAAGAAAGUAGACAAAAAUGUGGAGCUACACCAAAAUCAAAUUUGGGCAAAGUGAUUUCUCAUGGAGUUAAGCUUUCUCAGAAGCAACGAAAAAUGAUUGCACUGACUACCAAAGAAAACAAUGCAGGAGGGAACAGCAUGGAGACAGUUUUAACUCCUCCUUCAAAAGCCCCCAAACCAGUGAAUGCAUGGACUACUUCUCUGCAUACAGUUUCAUCCAAGUCAUUCCGGGAUUUCUUACCAGAAGAAAAGAAAUCUGUUACUGGACAUAGUUUAGGAGAUUAUGUCAAGAAAGUUUCUAUUAAAGGAAUUGAAUAUUCUCAGGCAUCAAAAAUUGUAAGAGGCUCUCCCCAUGGUACUCCAGGACCAGAAUGCAACCAUAUUUCAGAUUUACCUCUUCUAGACAGUCCCAAUCCCUGGCUAUCUUCUUCAGUGACUGCUCCUUCAGUAGUAGCUCCAGUCACUUUCGCAUCUAUUGUAGAAGAAGAGCUACAACAGGAAGCAGCUCUUAUCAGAAGUCGAGAAAAACCCUUGGCUCUUAUUCAGAUUGAAGAGCGUGCAAUACAAGAUUUGUUGGUUUUCUAUGAGGCAUUUGGCAACCCUGAUGAGUUUGUCAUUGUUGAAAGGACACCGCAGGGACCACUAGCAGUACCUAUGUGGAAUAAGCAUGGAUGCUAGUUCACUGUGGAGUUGAGAUGCAGUUUUCAUAAUUGUGAUUGUUAUAAUAGUAUAAAGAAAAUCUGUGGAAAAAGUUCUUACAGAUUUGGUAACGGAUCAUUCUAAAUAGAAUAAGAAGCAUAUGAUGUUUGUAUGAUUGAAAUGAAAUUAAUCAGAAUUGUGAUUUUAGUAACUUUUUAGGUAAAAAUGUGUGAAAGGAAAACUUAUUAGGUUAAGAUUAAAUAGAAUUGUUUCUUAAUGAUCUUACAAAGGAAAAUAUGAGUGGAGUGUAAAAUUUUAACAGUUGUAUGUUAAAAAUAACUUCUGAGAAUUUGAGAUCAAUAAUUUAGAAGAUUUUGCCAAAUACCUGUUGUCACUGUGCUUUUUAAAAUAUGGCACUGAUGAACUUAAAGUAGGAGCACCAGUUAUUAUUUCACUUGGGACUCAUUUCUUCUCCAUUUUGCAUUAAGCAAAGGAUCACAAUGGGAAGGAAAAAGGAACUCUGAGCUGUUCAGGAUAUUUUAGAACAAUAGUUUCUUUAUAAGAUUUGGAGUCAUUGUAUGGAUUGAUUUCUUUGUGGGGAGGGAGGACUUUAUUAAACUUAAUUGUGAAAUAAUUUCUCCAAAUAUUAAAAUUUUCUAAAAUAAAUUCCUAAUUAAAUUCAUAUAGGAGUUGAACAGUUUGGAAAAGAGUUAGUAUAUAAUUACUGUUACCUUAGCGUAUAAUCAGAAGUUCUCUGAGCCUGGAAAAUAUUUAGAGACAUAAAAUUUACUUUUUUUUCUUCACAGUAUACUGUUUGGUUUGUUUUUGAGUGUUUAACUUUUCAAAAACAAAUGUUAAAUCUGUGUUCCAGUACCAACAUAAAUUGGAAAGCUUAAUGUUCUAGUUUCUGGAAGAUAAACCCAAGGCAACAUACAAGUAAUUCACUGCAAUAAUUCAGUUGAUGGAAAAAUGACUGAAACUAACUCAGAAUUUCCAGCUUUAGCCCUACUGAAAAUGCAGCAGGCAUGUAAGCAAAUGUGCAAUAAAAAUAAUCUUGAUUCAUUUCA
Messenger RNA from Lepus europaeus (European hare), 5639 nucleotides. It is a transcript of the gene IBTK, whose product is annotated as inhibitor of Bruton tyrosine kinase. The record is from RefSeq and is a predicted model, not a curated record. Bases 550 to 4611 code for a protein of 1353 amino acids. The transcript has 29 exons. Gene Ontology annotation, biological process: negative regulation of protein phosphorylation. Gene Ontology annotation, cellular component: cytoplasm; nucleoplasm. Gene Ontology annotation, molecular function: protein kinase binding; protein tyrosine kinase inhibitor activity. Lineage: Eukaryota; Metazoa; Chordata; Mammalia; Lagomorpha; Leporidae.